AUGUUGGUGUGGCAAGUUGUCCACCAUGCGCGCAAGUUCAGUGCCCUUGGCCGCAAUUUGAGGAGAAGUCGGCGAGCUUCUGAACUGAAGGUGGUCGACAGGCCUAACGACAUCUUGCAAGAUGCAGAGGCUUUGUGGAGGGAUCUGAACGGGCUCGAGCUGAAGCUGACGCCAGCUGGUGUUGACCCAGAGGGCUUUCAGCUGCUGGAGGCCAGCACUCCGCUUGAAAUAGACCAGUGGCUGGAAGAGGAAGAAGCUCAUCAGAAGAGGCUGGAAGAUUUGCGAGGACUUCAACAAGAGAUGUUCGAGCAGGCCCGAAAAGCCGCGGCGGAUCUCACUCCGGAUGCAUGCUUGCUAGAGGGCUUGAACAUGGCCGAGAUCCUCCGCCUGCCCAAAGGCUCCAAGAAGCUGGUCAGAAAAGCCACCACCAAGAAUUUGUGA
Effrenium voratum is the source of this 441-nucleotide messenger RNA. NCBI's taxonomy places the organism in Eukaryota, Dinophyceae, Suessiales, Symbiodiniaceae. The record is from the annotation of a GenBank genome assembly.